GAUGUCUGGACAUGGUCAUGGACACAGUCAUGGCAGCGGUGGAUGCGAUCACAGUGACGAUAAGUCUGGGAUUGACAGGGGAGCAGAAUUUAGUCUGUACAUGAAAAUAGAUUUAGACAAGGUUCAGUGUCUCAACGAACAAAUUGACGGGUCUGGCAAAACAGUCUUCAAGCCAUGGGACCAAAGGCUAGAUAAAGAAAGGGUUGUGGAAAGCGAUGCGGAUGAAGAGCUCUUAUUCAAUAUUCCAUUCACUGGCAAUGUGAAACUGAAAGGAGUGAUCGUGAUAGGUGGAGAGGAUGAUACACACCCAUCCUCCAUGAAGCUGUACAAGAACAGACCUCAAAUGUCAUUUGAUGACACAGGUGUAGAGGCAGAUCAGGAGUUCCAGGUGACACCAGAUUCCACAGGAGUUGUAGAAUAUCCAACAAAAGUUGUUAGAUUUUCUUCUGUGACCCAUCUAACCAUUUAUUUCCCAACAAAUUUCGGUGCUGAUACAACCAAAGUUUACUACAUUGGGCUUCAUGGAGACUUCACCGAGGCACAAAGACAAGAGAUUCUCAUAACCAAUUACGAAAUAAGACCGAAUCCAGCUGAUCAUAAAGUAGACUCUUUUAAUCCAAUGAGCCAUGAAAUACAGUGAUUGCAUUCACAUCUGGUACAAACCACUUGUGACCCAGUUAUCAUUAAAUUUGGUUCUACUUAACUGCAUUACUAAGCUGCUAGCACUUGCAAUCUUUUUGCAUUAAGAAUUUGCAAAAGUUUGUGUGGUGCUGCCUAUGUGCCAGAUGCGGACUAAGUAGAUGCCCAAAUUGAAAUUUGGCUUUCAGCAGACCUACAAUUUCGCUCAAUCUGCUCACUUCAUUUUCAUUUACAAUAAAUAAAGAAAAAAAAUUAAAAAUAAAUAAAAAAUUUGGUGUGCACAUUACUGCUUCUGCCGAUGUUAUAUUCUGGUAACUGGUGCAAUGUAUGGAGAUGUGGUGAAACUAUCAUAAUGUAAUAAUUAAAUCAAGUGUUAUCAAAAUAAACCACUUUUAAGAAAUGUAUAUUUAAACACAUGGCAUGGGAUUAACUUCAGGUAUUACCACAUGCUAUGAAAAUACUGCCAUUUUCUAUGACUUUUGCUUCAGUGGGGCACUCUUUAUCUACAAAUUGUUCAGCAGACAGUUAAACUAAAAGUGCAACCCCACAUUAAAUAUUCCACAAUUUUUAUCAUUUUAAAACUUAAUAAAUUUGCCACAAGUUC
Lingula anatina is the source of this 1243-nucleotide messenger RNA. Its product is annotated as PITH domain-containing protein 1. The record is from RefSeq and is a predicted model, not a curated record. Gene Ontology annotation, cellular component: nucleus. NCBI's taxonomy places the organism in Eukaryota, Metazoa, Brachiopoda, Lingulata, Lingulida, Lingulidae.